AUGGCAGAGAUUCCCGCUCCACGCGCCAGCACCGAUCACUUCGGCGAAAAUUCGGAGAAGGCCCCGCAUCCCCAGGUUGGUCCCUUGCCAGAGGUUCACUUGCUGGGAGAGGGAAGCCCCGGUGUUCGUCGCAUUGAGAUCAUUGCCUCCCAUUUUCACCUGGUGGAUCGCGUUUUUCUCUUUCUCGGUAUUUUUCUUAUCGCGUAUGUCUAUGGUCUAGAUGGCACUGUCCGCUAUACCUACCAGCCAUACGCGACGCAGAGUUAUGGAUUGCACAGUCUACUGGCCACAGUUAAUGUUCUUCGCGCAGUGAUCGCUGCCGCUGCACAGCCCACGGCCGCAAAAAUUGCAGACGUUUUUGGCAGAGUCGAGCUCAUCAUCGUGUCGAUCAUUUUCUAUACUGUGGGAACAAUCAUCGAGACUUUUUCCAAGAGCGUGGAGGCUUUCUGCGCAGGUGCUGUGAUUUAUCAGAUAGGAUAUACCUGCAUCAUGUUGCUUGUGGAGGUCUUGAUCGCCGAUAUCACCUCUACUCGAUCCCGACUCCUCUUCUCUUAUAUCCCUGCGUUGCCGUUCAUCAUCAACACCUGGAUCAGUGGAAAUUUGACGACCGCUGUUCUGAAAGUCACUUCCUGGAAAUGGGGCAUCGGAAUGUUCGCCAUCAUCUACCCUGUUUGCGCCCUCCCUUUGAUCACCGUCUUAUUCAUUGUCCGCCGUCGCGCCAGAGCCUCCGGUCAGCUGGAGUCCUACAAGAGUUCCAUGGAACUGAUCGGUGGUCGCCGCCUCGCAAUGGAGCUUUUCUGGCACCUGGACGUCAUUGGGAUUACUUUGUUGAUCGCUAUGCUCGCCUGUAUCUUGGUCCCAUUCACACUCGCUGGUGGUGUAACCGCACAAUGGAAAACUGCCAAAGUCAUUGCACCGUUGGUAAUUGGUAUUCUAUUGAUCCCUGUAUGGGCAUACUGGGAGAAGACAUGCAAGCAUCCAAUGCUGCCCUUCCGACGCCUCAAGGAUCGUGGUGUAUGGGGUGCCCUGGGUAUUGCGGUUAUGUUGAACACUGCUUGGUAUCUGCAGGGUGACUUCCUGUACACUGUGCUCUAUGUGAGCUUCGACGAAUCGGUGCUGAGCGCGACCCGCAUCACCUCCCUGUAUAGCUUUACAUCAGUGAUUGCUGGAACAAUUCUUGGUUUCAUCAUAAUCAAGGUUCGACAAUUAAAACCGUUCAUUGUUGCCGGAACCUUACUAUUUACCGUUGCUUUCGGUAUCCUCAUCCACUAUCGUGGUGGUGCGAGUGGGUCAAGUCAUUCGGGAGUUAUUGGUGGACAAGUUCUCUUGGGUCUUGCCGGUGGAAUGUUCCCCUAUCCCGCUCAAGCUAGUAUCCAGGCUGUUUCAAAGCAUGAACAUCUUGCUGUCGUCACUGGAAUCUACCUGGCUUCUUACAAUAUUGGCAGUGCCUUGGGAAACACCAUUUCAGGUGCCAUCUGGAACCAAGUGCUGCCGGCAGAGCUGACUCGCAGGCUUGGGAACGCAACACUUGCGGCUGAAGUUUAUGCGCAGCCUCUGCUCUUCGCUGAUGCUAACCCGGUUGGAACUCCUGAUAGAGACAACGUUAUUCUGGCCUACCAGAAGACGCAGCGUCUACUUUGCAUCACUGGCAUUUGUCUGACAAUCCCAUUGAUUAUCUUCGCCCUCUGCAUCCGUAACCCGAAGUUGACGAAAGAACAGACUCUCGCCAAGGCAGAGGAAGAGUCUAUCUCAGAUUUCUAG
Messenger RNA from Penicillium subrubescens, 1761 nucleotides. RefSeq names its product putative siderochrome-iron transporter Sit1 (gene sit1). Gene Ontology annotation, biological process: transmembrane transport; intracellular iron ion homeostasis. Gene Ontology annotation, molecular function: siderophore-iron transmembrane transporter activity. The transcript has 9 exons. The coding region runs from base 1 to 1761 and encodes 586 amino acids. The record is from RefSeq and is a predicted model, not a curated record. Gene Ontology annotation, cellular component: vacuolar membrane; endosome. Lineage: Eukaryota; Fungi; Ascomycota; Eurotiomycetes; Eurotiales; Aspergillaceae.